Trypanosoma cruzi is the source of this 528-nucleotide messenger RNA. RefSeq names its product mucin-associated surface protein (MASP), putative. The transcript has a single exon. The coding region runs from base 1 to 528 and encodes 175 amino acids. The record is from RefSeq and is a predicted model, not a curated record. Lineage: Eukaryota; Euglenozoa; Kinetoplastea; Trypanosomatida; Trypanosomatidae.
AUGGCGAUGAUGAUGGCUGGCCGUGUGCUGCUGGUGUGUGCCCUCUGCGUGCUGUGGUGCGGUGCCUGCGGUGGCUACGCGUGGGAUUUCAACGGAAACGAAUCGUUGAAUGAACAACAUUACGGAGCAAACGGCACGUACUGCAGGCUCAACAGCAGCUUCCCUUUUUGCGAAGAAAAAAGAAAUGCAAGUAAACUCAAAGAAGCCGCCUUAAAGGCGAGUAACGCUCAGAGCGGGACUGGGAGUGGUCAACCGAAUGCCGAUGGUUCCUCUGGGGGGCGGGACAACAGUUCGGAGAAAAAUGAUUCGGAUGAAUCGGAAGAAACAGACGAAGGCCCACAGGAAUCACAACCGCCGAAUGGGAACGUAACAGAAACACCAACACCAGCAACAGUCACCUCCGCUCAAACAAGUGCCACGAGGACGCCUGACGAGAGUGACGGCAGCACCGCGGUCUCCCACACCACCUCCCCUCUUCUGCUUUUUCUUGUUGCGUGUGCGGCUGCUGCUGCGGUGGUGGCUGUGUGA